GGUGGAGGGCUGGCGGCGGCCGGCUGCCAUGGCUCGGCCUCCAGGUCCAGAGCGCCACCGCCCACCCCUCCCCGCCUCGCCUGUCCCCGAUGCCCGCCAGACUCCUGCCUUUGCUGGGGCCCCCGCCUGACCGGCCUCCCCUCCUGGUCCGGUUGGGAUCUGGGGGCUGAGCCGUCCGGGGUCCCAGGGCCAAUGCAGUGCCGGCUCCUCCGGGGCCUGGCGGGAGCCCUCCUCACCCUUCUGUGCACGGGGCUCCUCUCCCUGCCGUAUCACUCCAGCCUGUUCCCCCAGGGCGUGCAGGAGCCCCCCGAACCGAGCCCGCCCAGCCCCCGGCCCCCCGACCUGCAGCUACACGAUGUCUUCAUCGCAGUCAAGACCACCCGUGCCUUCCAUCACUCCCGCCUGGAGCUGCUGCUUGACACGUGGGUCUCCAGGACCAGGGAACAGACUUUCGUCUUCACCGACAGCCCGGAUGAAGGCCUCCAGGAGAGAUUGGGGUCCCACCUCAUCAUCACCAACUGCUCUGCAGAGCACAGCCACCCCGCCCUGUCCUGCAAGAUGGCUGCCGAGUUCGACGCCUUCCUGGCCAGCGGGCUGAGGUGGUUUUGCCACGUGGACGACGACAACUACGUGAACGCGCGGUCGCUGCUGAAGCUGCUAAAAACCUUCCCGCUGACCCGCGACGUCUACCUAGGCCGGCCCAGCCUGAACCGGCCCAUCCACGCCUCUGAGCCGCGACCCCGCAACCGCACGAGGCUGGUACGGUUCUGGUUCGCCACUGGGGGUGCCGGCUUCUGCAUCAACCGCAAACUAGCUUUGAAGAUGGCCCCAUGGGCCAGUGGCCCCCGCUUCGUGGACACAUCUGCGCUCAUCCGGCUGCCUGACGACUGCACUGUGGGCUACAUCAUUGAGUGCAAGCUGGGCGGUCACCUGCAGCCCAGCCCCCUCUUCCACUCGCACCUGGAGACACUGCAGCUGCUGGGGGCUGCCCAGCUCCCGGAGCAGGUCACCCUCAGCUAUGGCGUCUUCGAGGGGAAGCUCAACGUCAUUAAGCUACAGGGCCCCUUCUCCCCCGAGGAGGACCCCUCCAGGUUUCGCUCCCUCCACUGUCUCCUCUACCCAGACACUCCCUGGUGCCCCCAGCUGGUGGCCCGCUGAACCCUGAACCGCUGGGCUGAGGUCUCUGGUUGUCCCUCGCCUCCCCAGGCAGCCCUGAGGGCCUGUGGCAAGUGCCCUGAGGUGGGCAGUCCCUGGCAGGGCCUCCGAGUGGUGGGCAAGCCCAGGAUUGGCUGGUGGCUGGUGGGGAGGGCAUCCUGAGCCCCUGGGAGGUGGGGGGACAGCCCAGGG
Ceratotherium simum simum (southern white rhinoceros) is the source of this 1347-nucleotide messenger RNA. It is a transcript of the gene MFNG, whose product is annotated as MFNG O-fucosylpeptide 3-beta-N-acetylglucosaminyltransferase. NCBI's taxonomy places the organism in Eukaryota, Metazoa, Chordata, Mammalia, Perissodactyla, Rhinocerotidae. Gene Ontology annotation, biological process: pattern specification process. The record is from RefSeq and is a predicted model, not a curated record. Gene Ontology annotation, molecular function: O-fucosylpeptide 3-beta-N-acetylglucosaminyltransferase activity. Gene Ontology annotation, cellular component: Golgi membrane.